Molecule: messenger RNA, 726 nt
Organism: Eupeodes corollae
Lineage: Eukaryota; Metazoa; Arthropoda; Insecta; Diptera; Syrphidae
Exons: 1
Coding region: 1-726 (241 amino acids)
Biological process (GO): DNA integration
Molecular function (GO): nucleic acid binding
Source: RefSeq, a predicted model, not a curated record
AUGGCACUAUGUUCUAGAAUUCUGGAACUUACUCACGAAGGCCACCCUGGUGAAACAGUAAUGAAACGGAGAGUUCGAUCCAAAGUGUGGCGGCCAUUGGUAGACAGAGAUGUCGAGCAGUUUGUAAAAAAGUGCCGAGAUUGUCUCAUUGUUUCGAAGUCUAGCCAACCAGUCCCCAUGGACAGACAUGUUUUUCCCGACAGGCCUUGGUCUAACUUAGCAAUGGAUUUGCUGGGGCCUUUGCCCAAUCACGAUUAUAUUCUAGUUGUAAUUGACUACUACUCCAGAUACCAAGAGUUUAAAUUCUUAAAAAAGAUAACUUCCAAAGAUGUGAUUAACUUUUUGAAAGAGAUAUUUUGUAGACUAGGUUAUCUAAAGUUUAUCACGGCGGACAACGGACGCCAAUUUGUCAGCGAAGAGUUUAAAACCUACUGGAAAGAUAACAACAUUGAGCUAAUAACUUCACCACCUUAUUGGCCACAAGCGAACGGGGAAGUGGAGAACAUGAACCGUCAGAUCGUAAAUCGCUUGACGAUAGCCCACUCUAACGGAAGUGAUUAUAAAGAAAAGAUGCAAAAGUUCAAUCUUAUGUACAACGUAACUCCCCAUGGCACAACAGGAAAAGCACCAUCGGAGUUACUUUACAAUCGAACAAUCCGCGACAAAAUUCCUUCAAUGCUGGAUAUAGAGGAACUAAUGCUUGACUCGGAAGCUAGCGUUCUCUAA